Trichoderma asperellum CBS 433.97 is the source of this 792-nucleotide messenger RNA. The record is from RefSeq and is a predicted model, not a curated record. Lineage: Eukaryota; Fungi; Ascomycota; Sordariomycetes; Hypocreales; Hypocreaceae.
CUCAAGUGCCAUAAACACAGUCAAAAAACCUUCAGUUAGUUCCGCAGACCCCCAAGACACCUAUAUCGUCUGCUGAUUUAUAAAAUUUAUAUAAGGAACACCUCUAUAAAGCAAUCAUGCCGUCCAACAUUCGAAUCCUCACUUGGAGCUCAUUGUUCUCUUUUACCCUUGCUCAAACAGCAACUAUCCAGUUUUUCAAUCAAGAUACUGCUUGUGCAUCAGGACUCUUUGCUGAAUGUACCGGUCUCCCUCCCGGUGACUGCUGUUUUAUAGAAGGUCUCGCCACCUGCGCGAAUUUUCAAACAAACAAUGGUGUGAAUGGCCUCGCGGCCAUUUUCGUGAAUAGUAAUCAAAACGCAUGCGGUAUUGUUCUUGAACUGUUGGAGAGUGGUGUAUGUGCUUGCCCGAAUGGAGAUCCUAUUAUAUCAGCUGGAAACUGGCAAUUGGGAGAGGGCGUUGUUAGUGAGAAUAAUGCCUGUAACCCAGUGAGUCCUGAUAUUCUUGGGUGGAAGGAGAAUGGAGCAACAUGGGUAUUGCAUCAGAAGGACAAUACUGCGGUCUUCGACCAAGUUACCGAGGCUAUAGGUAAUAAGUCCGCCGACCAAGACAAAAUUGGCAAUUUGAUUAAAGAGCAUGGAAUGGAAAUUUAAGUGGCCAUUAUAAAAUCUUACAACUUAGUAUUAUGGAGAGCUGUAGUCUUUUUACGCUGUGUUCUUACACUUUGGCUUGCUUGAAUAAAUACUACAAAGUGGAGAUUCCCUUGGCUCAUUAAUACAUUUCUCUAGAAUCCAA